AUGUAUGGGUUUGGAAAGAGAAAGAAAAAUUUUAAUAUUCAUUAAAAAUCAAUCUACGUAUAUUUAAAUAGUCUUUUAUCAACGUUGUUAACCGAAGCUUAGCUUUUCAUCCAUUGGGGCUCAUGCGUACUUAAAAAUGUGUGGGGUUUUAUGGUAACGAACGAACAACAUGGAACCUGGAACCUCUUGUGUCUAUGUUUGUUUCUGUGGGAGAUAUUUUUGUGUUGGACAAACGCAGUGGACAAUUAAAUAUGGCUGCAGUUAUUCUUUCUAAAGCUUGUGAUAGCAAUCCCGCCACUCCAGGAACCCAGCCUAUACAGGUUGAAAAUGAAGAAAAUUCCAAUGAUGGAAGCCAGGCACCAAAGCGUCGACGGAUGGGGUCAGGGGAUAGCUCUAGAAGCUGUGACACUUCCAGCCAAGACCAAAGCUCUACAUACUUCCCAGCAGAAAAUCUAAUAGAAUACAAAUGGCCGGCUGAUGACACUGGAGAGUAUUAUAUGCUACAGGAACAAGUCAGUGAAUAUCUGGGAGUGACAUCAUUUAAACGCAAAUAUCCAGAUUUGGAAAGAAGAGAUCUGUCCCAUAAAGAGAAACUAUACCUUCGAGAACUGAAUGUCAUUACAGAAACACAGUGUACAUUGGGGCUAACUGCUGUUCGAAGCGAUGAAGUAAUCGACCUCAUGAUCAAAGAGUACCCGGCUAAACAUGGUGAAUAUUCAGUUAUUCUACAAGAAAGAGAGCGUCAGAGAAUCACAAAAGAGUACUCUCAAAUGCAACAGCAAAACCCACAGAAAGUUGAACCCAGUAAAGUGCCGGAAUAUAUUAAGAAAGCUGCAAAGAAAGCUGCAGAGUUCAACAGUAAUUUUAACAGGGAGCGGAUGGAAGAAAGAAGAGCUUAUUUUGAUCUCCAGACACAUGUUAUCCAGGUGCCACAAGGAAAAUACAAAGUUCUAACCCCAGAAAGAACAAAAGCGGGGCCAUACCCAGUAGCCCUUAUUCCUGGCCAGUUUCAGGAGUAUUAUAAAAGGUACUCUCCCAAUGAGUUACGCUACUUACCUUUAAACACAGCUCUGUAUGAACCUCCAUUGGACCCAGAGCUACCUGCACUGGACAGUGAUGGAGACUCUGAUGAUGCAGAUUAUGAGCGUGGCGAUGAAAAUAGAAAACACAAAGCUUCGAAUGCAUCCUGGAAAAUCAAACAACCACAUCUGCCACAUCAUGCAGUGAUGAAAACACAACUUGAGACACUAAAUAUAACAGAAGAGAGAGACACGCACCAAGACAGCUCUUCUGGUAACACCUCUGAUGGAGACAGCCACCCAGAAAUCCAAGAAGGUACCAUACAAGGAAAGCUGAAGCCAAGAACAGCUAAAGAUGGUUCCAAGCGUUCCUUUCCUCCAAAAUCAGUUCCCGGGUACAAGCCUAAGGUCAUUCCAAAUGCUCUUUGUGGAAUUUGUCUGAAGGGUAAGGAGUCCAACAAGAAAGGAAAGACUGAAGCUCUCAUUCACUGCUCUCAGUGCAGGAACAGCGGUCACCCAUCAUGCUUGGAUAUGACUGUAGAGCUCGUAGCUGUUACUAAGUCUUAUCCCUGGCAGUGCAUGGAGUGUAAGACAUGCAUGAUUUGUCAGCAGCCCCAUCAUGAAGAAGAGAUGAUGUUCUGUGAUGAAUGUGACCGUGGAUAUCAUACCUUUUGUGUGGGACUGAAAGGUAUUCCUACAGGCAAAUGGACUUGUGGAUGUUGUGUUAAUGAUCCAUCUACACGAAGGAAAGGAAUAAGGCAUAAAGAAUGAUGAAGUACCAGUGGUGCAUCAAAUGUCAUCUUGAGGCUGUUAACAAUCCAAGUCCUGAUAUUUUAACUACAAUAUGAUUGUUUGUUCAAUGAUACACAUUUUCUGUACUGUCUGAAGUCUUGCUGAUAUUUUGUAUGCAUUUUUCUGAAGUUUGUAAAGAAAUAAAAAAUUAAUGGAAUACA
Acipenser ruthenus (sterlet) is the source of this 1972-nucleotide messenger RNA. RefSeq names its product PHD finger protein 10 (gene phf10). The transcript is spliced from 13 exons. Gene Ontology annotation, cellular component: npBAF complex. The coding region runs from base 195 to 1790 and encodes 531 amino acids. Lineage: Eukaryota; Metazoa; Chordata; Actinopteri; Acipenseriformes; Acipenseridae. The record is from RefSeq and is a predicted model, not a curated record.